AUGAACAAAUGUGGAAACCGCUUCACUGAUGGACAUGACACAUACGCAAGGUCUUCAUUCUCAGUACUGGGGGUGUUGACUCCCACGGCAUCUAUGGCCGAUGCGGCAUCUGUCUCUGGAGCAGGCUUGGGUGUGAAUAUCUUGAAUUCACCUGCGGAGGGACAAUUACCGGGUAGUGAGCAU
Molecule: messenger RNA, 183 nt
Organism: Sphaeroforma arctica JP610
Lineage: Eukaryota; Ichthyosporea; Ichthyophonida
Exons: 1
Source: RefSeq, a predicted model, not a curated record